AUGGGGAUUACUUCUCUUUCUCGAAACCUCCGUGAUUUCUCCCACCCUUACUUCUACUCUAUUUACUCAUUUGCUCCUCCUUCUCCAUUUCCCUCAUCCUCGCCUUCCAAGCAUUUUGGCCGUUUUAUUCGAUUUUAUACCGCACCGACAUCCCAUUCUGCUGCUCGUUCUCCCUUACUCUGCAAUUCGACUUCCCAAUCUGUGCCUUCAUUGUGUUUGUUAGAGAGAUGCAAUGGCGUAGCCAAGGAUUUGAAUCUUGGAUUGUUUCGUCCCCACUACAGAAGCUGCCGCCGUUCUUUUUCCUCCGAUUCGUUUGAGAAGCCCCAGUUUGGAACUGGUGAAUUGAAUGUGUUUAAACCGAAUGUGACGUCCAAUCAAUUUUGGGAUAUUAUAAAUAUCAUUCGGGAAAAUCAGGAGGAUUUGGAGUCCAAGUUGGAUUCGUUGAAUGUAAGUUUCACCAACGCUUUAGUUGCUCAGAUUUUUCGGGUGCUGAAUAAUCAUAAGGUUUCUGCCUUUCGUUUUUUCAACUGGGUUAGAGUUCAGUCCUGUAAAUUUCCUUGUAACUCUGAUAUUUAUAGUCUACUUAUUGAUAAUUUUGGUAGAUUAGAUGAUUAUGAGGGGAUUCUUCCUGUUCUGAACGAAUUCAGGCAGAAAGGAGUUGGUCUAAACCACAAAGCAUUUGAGUUUUUACAUGUUCAUCUAUCAGAUGAAGAUUCAAUUAAGAUUUCUGUUGAAAGACUGGUCAAGUUGUUGAAUGAAGUAGGAGGAUCCUGUCGAAUUUCCGGGGUCAUGGCAUUGAUUGAGAUGUUCUGUUCUCUUGGUUCUUUUGGAAUGGCAAAGUUUGUAACUGAGAUAACCGAGAAAAGAACAUCUUUCUAUAAUAUCAUCGUUCGGGAACAAUGUCGCCGAAACGAUUUCGAAGGAGCUAGAUGUACACUUGAUGAGAUGAGGCAAGCAGGGUGUAGCCCAGAUGUGGGCAUUCUCAAUUAUCUGCUCAGUAGUUUGUGCAAGAAUGACAAAUUUUCUGAAGCUCAGAACCUGUUUGAAGAAAUGCUUGAACGAGAUUGCCCUCCAAACUCAUUGACAUUUGAAGUAAUUAUCUGUCAUCUCUGUGAAAUUGGUAAUAUAGAAUCAGCACUCAACUUUCUUGACAUGAUGGUGUCAAGGGGUCUCGAGCCUCGCCUUUCGACGCACGCUGCCUUCGUGAAAAGCUACUUCAAUUCACAGAGAUACGAGGAGGCGUAUUGGUAUACAAUCGAUUCGAGCUUGAAACAUGGGAUGGCACAAAAUGCAACAUAUAGCUUGCUUGCAACACUUCAUGAGAAGAGAGGAAACUUAGUUGAUGCUCAAAAGGUUCUUUGUGAGUUGAUAGAUGCAGGUCUAAGACCGAACUUUCCAGUGUAUAUGAGAGUUUUGAAGAAGCUUCAGGUUCAAGGCAGGGAAGAUUUGGCGAAUGAUUUGAAGGGAAAAUUCUCUAACGUAAGUAUGCAAAGGGACAUUCAAACUGGAUAA
Cucurbita pepo subsp. pepo (vegetable marrow) is the source of this 1512-nucleotide messenger RNA. RefSeq lists its product as uncharacterized. Gene Ontology annotation, molecular function: protein binding. Lineage: Eukaryota; Viridiplantae; Streptophyta; Magnoliopsida; Cucurbitales; Cucurbitaceae. The record is from RefSeq and is a predicted model, not a curated record.